Messenger RNA from Parnassius mnemosyne (clouded apollo), 1212 nucleotides. NCBI's taxonomy places the organism in Eukaryota, Metazoa, Arthropoda, Insecta, Lepidoptera, Papilionidae. The record is from the annotation of a GenBank genome assembly.
AUGAUUGUGUUUUCAAGUGGUCUGUUAUUUUUUCUCUUAUGUUUUGUAAAAUGUGAUGAAAGUGUGAUGGACAAUCACUCUCCUAACACAGCAUGGGAACAUGAGUUACGUAAAGAUUUAUUAUUUCGUUAUAAUUCACGUCUACCGCCUGAUGAAAUCAAUACACAAGUUGCUUUAAAGUUUAUAUUGAAGUCAUUCUACUUUGAUGACAAUGAAGAAAUCUUAACCAUAUACACCUGGGUGUUUCUCCUCUGGAAUGAUCCAAGGCUUGCGUGGAAUCCGGAUAGUUAUGAUGGUAUUAUGGAAGUACUCAUUUCAAGUUUUUCAAUUUGGACUCCACGAAUGGAAAUUUAUAGUAUAACCGAUGAAGAUGGUAUCAAUUUUCUCUCAAUUGAUAUAAGAUCAUUGUUAUGUCGAGUAAUGAGCAAUGGACAAGUAACAUGUAUUCCAAGAUUUCUUCACCGAACGGCUUGCAGUUCAAAAUUGAGAGAUUGGCCCUACGAUACUAUGAAUUGCACGUUUAAAUUUGGUUCAAGAUCUAAACUUAACCAUGUUACCUUUACUUUCAAUUCAUCACGUGUUAUGACCAUGCUAGGUGCUGAAUAUGGUCCCGGUUGGAAUAUAAUUAAUUUUUCUAGUGGCGAAGACUCGAAAUCUGCAGUAAAAUUUUACCUCAAUUUUAUCUUGGAGCGACAAGGCGUUGGACUUGCUGCAGUUAUCUUAGUACCUUCACUUUUGUUAUCAAUUUUGACGCUUUUGUGUAUGGUAAUUAAUGUCAAUGAUAAAACUCGUUUAGGUCUCCUAUGUUUUAGUUUACUAAACCAGUUUUCCUUUCUGCGAAAAAUUUGCACUGAUCUACCUAAAAAAAUGUCAGAAAUACCAACAGUUUUGCUUUACUUACGUACUUCAAUAAUUUUGACGUUAUUAGCCAUCGGAAUUACUUAUUUUUUGUGUUACAUUCGUGGAAAAACAAGCCCAGCUCCUAAUUUUAUUGAAAUAUUUAUUCGAAAGAUGACUGGACGGUACGGAAAAUAUUUAAUUUGGCCUAGAUGGAAUGCCAGAGGUAACGACUGUGAUAAUGAACAUGUCGAUACUAAAGACGUUUGGACAGAUUUUGCUAGCAUUACAAAUUUUAUUUUUAUGAUAAUUAUUACAGUAGUUUACACUUCAUCUUUUUUUGCUUUAAUACCUCAACAGCAACCCGAAUCAUAA